Panicum hallii is the source of this 1516-nucleotide messenger RNA. RefSeq names its product serine/threonine-protein phosphatase 2A 65 kDa regulatory subunit A beta isoform-like. Gene Ontology annotation, biological process: protein dephosphorylation. Gene Ontology annotation, molecular function: protein phosphatase regulator activity. Gene Ontology annotation, cellular component: cytoplasm; protein phosphatase type 2A complex. The transcript has 3 exons. The record is from RefSeq and is a predicted model, not a curated record. NCBI's taxonomy places the organism in Eukaryota, Viridiplantae, Streptophyta, Magnoliopsida, Poales, Poaceae. Bases 77 to 1387 code for a protein of 436 amino acids.
AAUAGAUCAGUUCUUAUUACUUAAAUAUUGCAGCAUUGCAUUAUUUUCAAGUCAGCUCUGCCGCCCCUCCCGCACUAUGGACUUCGACGAGUGGUUACAGCACACGGAGAUGGAGCGAGAAGCACAUCAGCGAGAAAUGGAGAUGGAGCUAGACGAUCUGGAGGACUUCACCCUCAUGACGAUGUGCAUGUUGGGUCCCCAUUUGCCUCGCGAAAGGGUGCCUCGCCAAAUCGUACCUCGUGAUCACCAUGAUGGUUUCCGUCGGAUAUGGGCAGACUACUUCGCUCCCCAGCCGGUGUAUGGGGACCGGCUGUUUCGAGAACGCUUCCGUAUGCGACGGCAUGUGUUCCUUCGGAUUGUCGACGCGGUGCAGAGGGUGGAUCCUUAUUUCAUCCAGCGUCCGGACUGCACAGGCCUUAUGGGAAUAUCUGCCUUGCAGAAGUGCAUCGCCCCCAUUCGCAUCCUGGCUUACGGAUUACCAGCCAAUGCGGUCGAUGAGUAUGUGCGUAUCGGUCCCUCGACAGCUCAAGAGGCCUUGAAGCAUUUCUGUCGAGCAGUCAUCGAUGCAUUUGGUGGAUACUAUCUGCGAGCGCCAACUGAAGAGGAUGUCCGCCGCCUCGUCGAGGAAGGUGAACAACGGGGAUUCCCGGGAAUGCUUGGCAGCAUAGACUGCAUGCAUUGGACGUGGCGUAAUUGCCCAUCAUCGUGGAAGGGCAUGUUCACCGGCCGUGGGAAAUCACCUUCUAUGAUUCUAGAGGCUGUGGCGUCCAGGAACCUAUGGAUUUGGCACGCUUACUUUGGAAUGCCAGGUAGCUGCAACGACAUCAACGUUCUUCACAGAUCGAGUCUCUUUGACCGCUUCAUGCAGGGGACCUCGACGCCGGUGAACUUCACAGUCAAUGGGCAUUCAUACAAUAUGGGAUAUUACCUGGCAGAUGGAAUCUACCCAGACUGGCCCGCAUUUGUGAAGACCGUCCGUCAUCCGAUGGAGAUGAAGACUCGCCUCUUCGCCGCAAAACAGGAGGGUGCUCGCAAGGAUGUUGAGAGAGCAUUUGGUGUGCUUCAGGCCCGGUGGGCAGUGAUUCGUGGGCCGGCCUAUCCAUGGGACAGGGACGACGUGCGGGAUAUGAUGACCGCAUGCAUAAUUAUGCAUAACAUGAUCAUCGAGGACGAGGGUGACAGCGCAACGAACACCAGCUUUGAAAAUCCCGGGCAGCAUGUCGACCUAUCAACGGGGAACUUGGUGGACCGACAUGCAUUUGUUCAAGCACAUCACCGGCUACGAGAUCGUGAUGUCCAUUUUCGCCUGCAGUCAGAUCUAAUUGUGCAUAAUUGGAACCUACAUGGGUCGAUGGUUACCAGUGCGACCGAUGUGCCACAUGUGUGACCCCCAAUCCCCACGCGCUAAGCAGGUGAAAUACCUCUGUUUGUUGCAAUACAUGGUCAGGGAUCUCGGGCUAUUGUACAGUAUCUUAUCAGCAGUGGUGCCGAUCCAAAUGAAGCAAACAAUCGUGGC